AUGUAUUCUGAGGGUCUGACUGAACGACCAGGAGGAGAUCCCGUACCCGAAAAAAGGAGAGAGGAUCAAGCCGACCAUCAUCAUGGAGAUGGCUCUGGCCCAAGUGUCCACGCAGUUCGCGAGCGCGCGAGUGCGAGCGAAGGGAAAGAACUAUAUGACGUGGAAUCCGAGAAAGGUGAGAAAUAUUUGGGUUCCUGUCAUGCAGUGAACGAGGAGACCGACGCCGUCCAGAAUAAGAAGGCAGGUUUGAGCAGGCUGCUGCAAGAAAGCGACGACGAGGAGAUACAGAAUGUGCUUCCGGCAGUCGUGCUAGGAGGAAAGACGAUAGACGGAAUUGUCUACGAGUACGACGGAAAGAACGAUGGCGCGAGCGGCGGGAAUUGCAACAAUGAAGACAAGGAAGAAAACAAGGUCGAAGGUCAUGAGGCCGAUAGCGACGGUGAAUGUGAGAAUGAUGACGAUGGUCAGAACUAUGGUGCGAGCGACGGGAGGAGCAACAAAGGAAACGAGGAAGAAGACGGGAGCGAAGAUCACGAGCCCGAAAUGGACGGUGAAAACGAAGACGUGGACGAUGAAAGGAACGAUGACGCGAGCGACGGGAAGAGUAACAAUGUGGUCAAUGGAAGGGCCGAUGGUGCGAACGACGAUGAAGACGAGAACGAAGACGAGGACGAGGACAAGUAUGUAGACGAAAAUGGUAUCGGGAACGAAGACGAAGACGAAGGCAAGAACGAAGACGAAAGUGAAGGAGAGAAUGAAGACCUGAAUGAACACGAGAAUGAAGACGAGAACGAUUGCGAGAGCGAAGACGAGAACUUAGACCAGAAUGAAGAAGAAAGUGAGGACGCGAACAAAGAUGAGGACGAAGACGAGAAUGAAGACAUGAAUGAAGACGAGGACGGAGACUAUAAUGAAGACGAGGAUGAAGGCGGGAGUGAGAACGAGAACGAAAACGAGAACGAAGGCGAGAGUGAAUAUCACGAGGGCAAGGACGAGGCCAAGGAUGAAGGAAUCGCGGCUGGGGGCGAGGGCGAGGACGGAGAGAAGGGCGAUGGUGCGGGUGACGGGAAUGAGCCACAGCGAAGACGAACAUAG
Molecule: messenger RNA, 1095 nt
Organism: Eufriesea mexicana
Lineage: Eukaryota; Metazoa; Arthropoda; Insecta; Hymenoptera; Apidae
Exons: 1
Coding region: 1-1095 (364 amino acids)
Source: RefSeq, a predicted model, not a curated record